CUUCACGGUGAGACUGAAACACCGCUGUAACGCAGCAGAUACUGGGUGCAGAGCACGUGAACCCAGUCAGCGCAAUUUCCAGCGGGAUAAAAUGAAAGCUGUUUAAUAAUUUAAAAUAUUCUCAGUCAGCAGAACAAAAGCGGAUCUGGUGUUGGUACAUAAUGGCAGGAGAAUUAUUUUCAUCACUAAAAGAAGCUCUGAAAUGCUCUGUCUAGAGGUACAUUCUCAGUGAAGAAAAAUACUAUAUAUUUUUUUUGUUUUGGGAUAAAACUGCAGGUGAUUUCUCCCAAAGUACCGGACCUUAUCUAACUUAUAAUGGCUCUGAUUGUCCACCUGAAAACGGUUACAGAUCUCCGAGGAAAGGGGGACCGCAUCGCCAAAGUGGCAUUUCGAGGUCUUUCAUUUUACACACGGGUUUUAGAGAACUGUGAAGAUGAAGCCCGAUUUGAUGAGACUUUCCGAUGGCCCAUUGCCAGUAACAUCGAUGGAAAUGAAAUGCUGGAAAUCCAAGUGUACAACUACAGCAAGGUGUUCACAAACAGGCUCAUUGGGACCUUCCGGAUGGUGCUGCAGAAAGUAGUGGAGGAAGCUCAGCUGGAGGUGUCAGAUACCUUAAUAGAUGACAACAAUACUGCCAUCCGGACAUGUGUUACGAUCGAGAUCAAGUACCAGGCUAUGGACAGGACUGUCGGGGCCUGGAGCGACGGCGAAUUCCUGGAUGGCUCCAACGAGAAUGACGGAGCAUUUCAGUUUGAAACGGACAGCCUGCUCUCGGGACACAGCCAAGGAUCGGGAGUGUCACCUGGGAGGUCCCACCUGAGUAUUCGCUCCUUCAGAAAGAAUGAGGAAGCAGAAGAGUAUUGUAACAGUGAGGAGGAAGGUGACAAUAACAGCCUGAACUCAAGCUACAGUCUUGAAGAAGGGCAGGAAGAGGAGGAUAAGGGUGCUUUUGGAAAAAUGUCUGAGCUCAAGAACAAACUGAAUGAUGGAUACCAGGCAGUAGCAAGUGAAGAGGUGGAUCCUGGACCAAAGGAUAAGAAGGAAAAAAGACAUAGCAUUAUUUCUUUCAGCAAAGGGAAGGACAAGAAUGGGAAGGAAGGCAAAGACAGCAAAGGAAGUAAAGACAGCAAAGACAAAGCAGAGAGAGGAGUGUUUGCAGCCAUGAAGCUCGGGAAGACACGCACCUCAAAGGAAGACCAUAAGAAAGGAGAUGAGCCAGCAGUUCUUGAAACAGAGGACUUGGACAGGAAAGCUAUGCGUCUGGGAGGAGGUCUGGAUCCAGACACAAUUUCACUGGCUUCUGUCACUGCUGUCACCACCAAUGUCUCCAACAAGAGAUCAAAACCAGAUAUUAAAAUGGAGCCAAGCGCAGGAAGACCAAUGGAUUACCAAGUCAGUAUUACUAUUAUUGAAGCAAGACAGCUGGUGGGAUUGAACAUGGACCCUGUUGUUUGUGUGGAGAUUGGAGAGGAGAAGAAGUACACAUCGAUGAAAGAAUCAACAAACUGCCCAUACUACAACGAGUAUUUUGUUUUUGACUUCCACGUGCCUCCUGAUGUAAUGUUUGACAAGAUUUUAAAGCUUUCAGUAAUACAUUCCAAAAACCUGUUGCGUAGUGGCACUUUGGUUGGAAUGUUUAAAUUGGAUGUGGGCACAGUGUAUUCACAGCCUGAACAUCAAUUCUACCACAAGUGGGCCAUCCUUUCUGAUCCUGAUGACAUCACUGCAGGGGUAAAAGGUUAUCUGAAGUGUGAUAUUGCUGUGGUUGGCAAAGGAGACAACAUUAAAACUCCACACAAGGCCAAUGAAACCGAUGAGGAUGAUAUAGAAGGGAACCUCUUGUUGCCUGAGGGCGUUCCUUCUGAACGGCAGUGGGCCCGCUUUUACGUCAAGAUCUACAGAGCUGAGGGGCUUCCAAAGAUGAACACUAGUAUAAUGGCCAAUGUGAAGAAAGCUUUCAUAGGAGAAAACAAAGACUUGGUGGACCCAUAUGUUCAAGUGCUCUUUGCAGGGCAAAAAGGAAAGACUUCAGUUCAGAAGAGCAGCUAUGAACCAAUCUGGAAUGAACAAAUCAUUUUCACAGAAAUGUUCCCACCUCUUUGUAAGCGGAUGAAACUCCAGAUACGAGAUUCGGACAAAGUUAACGAUGUAGCCAUAGGAACACAUUUUAUUGAUCUCCGGAAGAUUGCCAAUGAUGGAGAUAAAGGUUUUCUUCCAACCCUUGGCCCUGCCUGGGUGAACAUGUAUGGCUCCACAAGAAACUACACUCUGAUGGAUGAGCACCAAGACCUGAACGAAGGCCUUGGAGAGGGGGUCUCCUUCAGGGCACGCCUGCUCAUCGGCAUUGCCGUGGAGAUCCUGGACACUACUUCCACGGAGAUCAUGAGCUCAACGGAGGUUCAGAUGGAGGGCAUCCAGAAUAUCUCUGAGAAUGCCACGGGAAAGAUUGAAGAGUUUUUCUUGUUUGGAGCAUUCCUGGAAGCAACUAUGAUAGACAGAAAGAUUGGAGACAAACCAAUUAGCUUUGAAGUAACAAUAGGCAAUUAUGGAAACCAGUUAGAUGGUGUGAACAAGCCGACCAUGAGGAAGAAGAAAAAGGACAGUGGUGAGAGUGAUGAGGAAGAGUCAGAGCUUAUUCAGAAUUCCAGUGAGGACGAGACAGAGGAUGAUGGGGACUUGGUAUCCGUCUCCUCUACUCCACCCAUGAAGCCUGUUGUCACUGACAGGAAUUAUUUCCAUUUACCCUAUUUUGAGAAGAAGCCUUGUAUCUAUAUUAAGAGUUGGUGGCAAGACCAAAGAAGAAGACUCUACAAUGCCAACAUAAUGGAUAAAAUUGCAGAUAAAUUGGAGGAGGGCCUAAAUGACGUCCAUGAAAUUAUAAAAACAGAGAAGACAUAUCCAGAGCGUCGACUUCGAGGAGUCUUGGAGGAAUUAAGCAGUGGGUGCAGUCGCUUCGUGACACUCGCAAACAAAGACCAGAACCAGGCUGGGCGAACAAAACUGGAUAGAGAGAGGCUCAAGUCCUGCAUGAGGGAGCUGGAAAAUAUGGGUCAGCAGGCAAAGACUAUCCGAUCCCAAGUGAAGAAGAACACUGUCAAAGACAAGCUAAAAUUGGUGCAGAACUUCCUGCAGAAGUUAAGAUUCCUAGCAGAUGAGCCUCAACACAGCAUUCCAGAUGUCUUCAUCUGGAUGAUGAGUAACAAUAAGCGUAUUGCAUAUGCACGGAUUCCCUCCAAAGACAUCCUGUACUCUAUUGUUGAUGAAGAGAGUGGGAGAGACUGUGGAAAAGUCAAAACUGUCUUCUUAAAGCUUCCUGGGAAGAAAGGAUUUGGUCCUGCUGGCUGGACAGUGCAAGCCAAAAUGGAGAUGUACCUUUGGCUGGGUCUCAACAAACAGCGGAAGGAUUUCCUGAGUGGCCUUCCCAAUGGAUUUGAGGAGAACAAGACAGUGAAAGGCCCUGGACUGCAGUCCUUCCCUCCCAUCAGCCUCACCUACACCAUGAAACAGGUGUUCCAGCUGAGAGUUCACAUGUACCAGGCGCGCAGCCUGUUUGCAGCAGACAGCAGUGGCCUGUCUGACCCCUUCGGAAGAGUCUUCUUCUCUACACACAGUCAGUGCACUGAGGUCUUGAAUGAGACUUUGUGUCCUACCUGGGAUCAGCUGCUGGUGUUUGAUAAUGUAGAGCUGUAUGGUGAGGCCAGCGAAUUGAGGGAUGAUCCUCCCAUCAUUGUCAUUGAGAUCUAUGACCAGGACACUGUGGGCAAAGCUGAAUUCAUAGGUAGGACUUUUGCCAAGCCAAUGACAAAAAUGUCCGACGAGCACUACGGUCCUCCACGCUUCCCCCCUCAACUGGAGUACUACCAGAUUUACCGUGGAAACUUCACUGCAGGGGACCUGCUCGCAGCCUUCGAGCUCCUGCAGGUUCCUUAUGACGAAGAGGAGAUUAGAAGAGCUUUACUGGCUGUCAAUGAUUUUGCUGUGCCUCAGAUUAAGAUUGGCCCAGCUGGGAAAGCCGACCUGCCUCCCAUCGAGGGCCCAACAGAUUCCGAUCGAGGUCCCAUCAUGCCUGUUCCCUUAGGCAUCCGACCUGUCUUGAGCAAAUACAGGAUUGAGGUGUUGUUCUGGGGCCUGAGAGACCUGAAGAGGGUGAACUUGGCCCAGGUGGACAGACCCCGAGUUGACAUUGAGUGUGCAGGGAAAGGAGUCCAGUCAGCACUCAUUCAAAACUACAAGAAAAACCCCAAUUUCAGCACUCUUGUCAAGUGGUUUGAAGUUGAUCUACCAGAAAACGAGCUGCUCCAUCCCCCCCUGAACAUCCGAGUUGUGGAUUGCAGAGCCUUUGGACGCUACACCCUGGUGGGAUCUCAUGCAGUCACUUCUCUCCGCAAAUUCAUUUACAGGGCCCCAGACAAGAAUGCCAACAACUGGGCCACAGCAGCUAAACUGAUGAAUGGCUACAUGGCUCUGACAAAUGGGAGCCCCUACUCUCGCCCCACAGGUGAAAUAAUAGUCAACAUGGAGCCAGAGCCCCCCGUCAAGAAGAUGGAAACUGUGGUCAAGCUGGAUGCUACUUCUGAUGCUGUUGUUAAAGUUGAUGUGAGUGAAGAAGAGAAGGAGAAGAAGAAAAAGAAAAAGAAAGGAGAAGAAAUUGAGGAGGAAGAACCCGAUGAAAGCAUGCUGGACUGGUGGUCAAAAUAUUUUGCCUCCAUUGAAACCCUGAAAGAACAACUAAGGGCACAGGAGGCAGCAGCUGCAGAAGCUGAGGAAAAGGAAGACAUGGAGAUAGCAGCAGAAAGCACAGAGAUCAAACCUGAUGACUCUCCUGUGAAAGGCUCAAAGGUCAAAGAGAAGGGAAAGGACAAGGUCAAAGCUUCCAAGGAAGACAAGAAGAAGAAGAACCAUCCUGGUGAGGCGAUGGAGAAGAAGAGCAACAAGCAGAAAAUCGAUGAGUUAUACGUAUACAACAAGGAACUGGAAAAUGAGUUUGACAACUUUGAGGACUGGCUACACACCUUCAACCUAUUCAGAGGGAAAAUUGGAGACGAUGAUGAUAGCAUGUCUGAUGAGGACAGGAUUGUUGGGAGAUACAAAGGCUCUCUGUGUGUCUACAAAGUGCCCCUCCCUGAGGACGUUACCAAAGAAGCUGGCUUUGAUCCGAAUAUGGGCAUGUUCCAGAGUAUCCCACACAACGACCCUAUUAAUGUCCUCGUUCGUGUGUAUGUAGUCAGGGCCACAGACCUGCACCCUGCUGAUAUCAAUGGCAAAGCAGAUCCUUACGUUGUCAUUAAACUGGGGAAAACAGAAAUCAAAGACAAAGAGAACUACAUUUCAAAACAACUGAACCCUGUCUUUGGAAAGUCAUUUGAUAUUGAAGCUACAUUCCCAAUGGAAUCCAUGCUGACCGUCGCUGUUUUUGACUGGGAUUUAGUGGGAUCUGAUGAUCUCAUAGGGGAAACCAAGAUUGACCUGGAGAACCGAUACUACAGCAAGCACAGGGCCACUUGUGGCAUCGCUCAGAGCUACUCCCUCCAUGGCUACAACGUGUGGAGAGACCCCAUGAAACCUACUCAGAUUCUGACCAAGCUGUGCAAGGAGGGGAAGGUGGACGGCCCGCACUUUGGGCCCGGAGGAAGAGUCAAAGUGGCAAACCGGGUUUUCAUGGGACCAACUGAAAUAGAGGAUGAAAACGGACUGAAGAAGCAGACAGAUGAGCACUUGGCCUUGACUGUGCUGCACCACUGGGAGGAGAUCCCCCGCCUUGGCUGCAAACUCAUCCCAGAGCACGUGGAGACCAGACCCCUCCUCAACCCUGACAAGCCCGGCAUUGAGCAGGGGCGAAUUGAGAUGUGGGUUGAUAUGUUUCCCAUGGAUAUGCCAGCACCUGGACCUGCCAUUGAUAUCGCUCCAAGAAAGCCAAAGAAAUAUGAGCUCAGGGUGAUAAUUUGGAAUACAGACGAAGUAAUUCUGGAGGACGAUGAUUACUUCACUGGAGAAAAGUCUAGUGACAUUUUUGUACGGGGCUGGCUGAAGGGACAACAGGAAGACAAGCAGGACACUGAUGUGCACUACCACUCACUGACAGGAGAAGGAAACUUCAACUGGCGCUUCGUGUAUCCUUUUGACUACCUGUUAGCAGAAGAGAAGAUUGUAAUAUCUAAGAAGGAGUCCAUGUUCUCCUGGGAUGAGACUGAAUACAAAAUACCAGCGCGGCUCACACUUCAAGUUUGGGAUGCAGACCACUUUUCUGCAGAUGACUUUCUAGGAGCAAUUGAGCUGGACCUAAACCGUUUUCCCCGCGGGGCAAAGACAGCCAAGCAGUGCUCCAUAGACAUGGUGCUGAGUGAGCAGGAGCUGCCCACCAUCUCCAUCUUCAAGCAGAAGAGGGUCAAAGGCUGGUGGCCUUUUGUUGCUCGGGAUGAAAAUGACGAAUUGGAGCUCACGGGGAAAGUUGAGGCAGAGCUGCACCUCCUGACUGCAGAAGAAGCAGAGAAGAGCCCAGCUGGUCUUGGACGUAAUGAGCCUGACCCCCUGGAGAAACCAAACCGGCCAGACACCACUUUCCUCUGGUUCCUCAACCCACUCAAAUCUAUCCGAUACCUCAUCUGCAACCGCUACAAAUGGCUCAUCAUUAAGAUCGUACUGGCCCUGCUGAUGCUGGCCAUGCUCGGCCUCUUCCUCUACAGCAUGCCUGGCUAUAUGGUGAAGAAGCUGCUGGGAGCUUGAGGGGUUUUAGGAGGGCUGGGCAGCACAGCCCUCACUUUCAGACCCACCUGCUUUGGACACUUGCAAUGAAUGGGACCUAACAGUUUUAACAUUUCCACCAUCAAACAAACAGUCUUGUCUAUUUCUGCAAGUGCUCUGUGCUUGACUUAUUUUUCCUGUGCUUGUUUCAAAUAAAAAUUGGUAUCUGCAUUUUUUACAACAGUUAAUGCUGCCGAUUGUCAACAAAAACAAAUGCUUCUGGUACACUUCCUGCAAAAGCCGUGUAUUUUGUGCUUUGAAAUGAAAAGCUUUUUUCUGUAACAACAUCACAUAGUGGGUUUUUUAGAUAUAUUGGGUAUCCAGAGGACUUGUGCAAUGUAGAGGCAGUGCACUCUGUACAGGUGAAAAAACUGCACAGUGGGCACUUUCUUCAACAGCAGCACUAGAUUCUGUGUGGUCUUUCCGUUAGCCUUUGCACUGCUUGUUCCUAUAUUUCAGUAAUUAAAGUACCUUGGGAGAAAAGAGCUGUUAAAAUGUGUUAAUCAAAAUAUUUUGGAAUAAGAGUUGUUUUUUGUGCAUUUAAAUUGGGAAACUCUUUUUAAAGGUUACAUUUUUCCAACUUGUGUUUUAAAACCAAAAAAACUGCUGUGUUUCUUUUUGAAACCUGAGUAUUUAGUACUGUAUACCCUCAUCCAUGUCUCAACUUUAGUUUCUGCUGCUCGUAACUGUGGCAUUUUCUCAUCUCUCUUAAUAUGGCCAGUAUUUUACAUUGUUAGAGCAUCGUUCAAUGGAUUACUAGUAGUUUUAAGAUUUGUAGUAGAUAAUAUACUCCCAAGUCAAUCAUAAAAUACAUAAUAUAUGAUGUAAUAUAAAUAAGUGCACUAGACAAUAUUAAAAUAAGCAUGUCGAUGUAUUUACAGAAUGAGCCUCACACAUAAGUAGAUAUUAGGGCAAGAUAAAUGCAAAGUAAAGGUUAAAGGCUUUGCAUAGGUGUAAAUUCUAGAUUUCAGUGUUCAGACAUUGUUGUAUGCAGUUUGCACUUUAUUCUCAUAACCACUUUGUUCCAAAAUCAUGACCAAAGCCAAUGCUUGCCUUUCUGAAGAAAGUACAAUCCAUAUCCACUCACUCACGUGGCACAUGACAUUGAUAAAUGUAGUUCAGUAUGUUACCUAACUUCUUAAAGCACAAAACCAUUUAAGAAUGGAUGUGAAAUGGACCAAGGGGAGCAUCAUUUCCCUUGAAAUGAACAUGGGCAGAGAAAGGAGACACAGCAGUGUGACUUCCCCCUGGUUUGCUGUGUGCACUUCUUUUGACAGUGUGCUCUUGUUUGAAUUGUAGCUAUGUACGAUUUGUAUUGUUUUCAAUUGGUUUACCAGCUCAUUGCAUUGACUACAAAAAAAACUUUGUUUGCACUGAUUUUAGCUUGUUUAUAUUGGGAAAAAAAGAGUCUGUAUUUAUAUAUUUCUCUGGUCUACAGUGUGCAAUAUUUUUGUUUGCCUGUAUUACA
Lepisosteus oculatus (spotted gar) is the source of this 8209-nucleotide messenger RNA. RefSeq names its product otoferlin a (gene otofa). Gene Ontology annotation, molecular function: calcium ion binding; AP-2 adaptor complex binding. Gene Ontology annotation, cellular component: presynaptic active zone membrane; synaptic vesicle membrane. Gene Ontology annotation, biological process: plasma membrane organization; synaptic vesicle priming. The record is from RefSeq and is a predicted model, not a curated record. Lineage: Eukaryota; Metazoa; Chordata; Actinopteri; Semionotiformes; Lepisosteidae.